Talaromyces marneffei is the source of this 927-nucleotide messenger RNA. RefSeq lists its product as uncharacterized. Gene Ontology annotation, cellular component: RAVE complex. Lineage: Eukaryota; Fungi; Ascomycota; Eurotiomycetes; Eurotiales; Trichocomaceae. The record is from RefSeq and is a predicted model, not a curated record. Bases 1 to 927 code for a protein of 308 amino acids. The transcript is spliced from 4 exons.
AUGGCUACGUGGGCAUAUCCUCCAUUACCUGCAGACCAGUUGAAGCAGGAAGAAGAGACGGCAUUGUCCAGAGAGCUUGAAUGGCUGCUUGCUUCUCUUCAAGAGUCACUGGCUGCCUUACGAGAUGGUCUACAAGAAUGCGCUGGUUUACUGGCGCCGAAAGAACCAGGGUCAACCCUGGUUGUUUCUUCGGUACGCUCGGAGGGUGUAAAGGGAUUUGUGACCAGGAUAGGCACGAGAAUCAUUAAAGGUGACAUUCAACUACGAUUAACGUCGCUUCCACCUCCGCGUGGCGCGCACAGUACUCGGCUCAGCGUCUCUAGUGUGCCAGGGGCACCCGAACUUGUAUUGGACCAGCUCGCUGCAGUCCGGAAUUUAGUAAACCAGGGCCUCGACGUGAUAGACGUCAGUACAUUUACUGGUGAUCCUCUUAAUGCGAGUUUUAUAUCUGGCCAACUACGCUUGCUCUAUGAACAUAUGUCAGAGGCAAAGUUGGCCCUCAAAGGAGGUGCAGAGACGUCAAAAUGGUGGGAGAAAAGCGCGGAUAGUCGUGUUUUUGACCCCCCAUUACCACCAUAUCUAUCCUUCCAUCUCACAAUAGUAGAUGCGGCAUUGGUACUACAUCUACGAACCCUAGAACCAAGCUCUGCGAAUCAAGCUUCAACGGCUUUUGGAUCAGAAAUUGGAUUUGCACUUCGAGACAGACUGUUUGGCCCUCGACUACCAUCACAUGAUGAACAAAACAACGUUUUUGAAUGGCAAGGUGAGGAAGUCAAGGUCAAAGAAAAGAUUCGCGUGGAAACCCAAGAUCCAAGUCUUAUUGCUGUGAUGGCUAAACUGAGCGCGCUAGAGCAUGAGGUCUUGAAAUGCAGAGCGUCAUUGAAGAUUGUUAUGGGGGAUGUUGAGGAAGAUAGUGACUUGGAAUGA